Molecule: messenger RNA, 1050 nt
Organism: Nannospalax galili (Upper Galilee mountains blind mole rat)
Lineage: Eukaryota; Metazoa; Chordata; Mammalia; Rodentia; Spalacidae
Product: olfactory receptor 10AG1-like
Exons: 2
Coding region: 1-1050 (349 amino acids)
Biological process (GO): G protein-coupled receptor signaling pathway
Cellular component (GO): membrane
Molecular function (GO): olfactory receptor activity; G protein-coupled receptor activity
Source: RefSeq, a predicted model, not a curated record
AUGUGUUGGGGGAAAGUCACUGAAGUGACUACUGAGAAAGAUGUAUUUAUAUUUGGCACAACAGACAGCUUUAUCUUAUCUGCAGAUGGAGACCCAUUCAAAACAGAGAAAUCAAAUACCUCUGAACUGAUAGAAUUUAUUCUCCUGGGGUUUUCUGAUGUUCCCCAUCUACAGUGGAUUCUGUUUAUGAUAUUUUUCUUCAUCUACUUGAUUAUUCUGAUCUGCAAUAGCAUUAUAAUACUAUUAACAAGAACCGACCCUGCUCUUCAGACCCCAAUGUAUUUUUUCCUUAGCAACUUUUCCUUUUUGGAAAUCUGUUAUGUAACAGCUACUAUCCCGAGAAUGCUUGCGGAUCUUUACACCCAAAAAGGAAGCAUAUCUGUGCUGGCCUGUGCAACACAAAUGUGCUUUAUCUUUUUGUUUGGAGGUACUGAGUGUCUCCUGCUGACAGUCAUGGCCUAUGACCGCUAUGUGGCCAUUUGCAAACCUUUGCGAUAUUCUUUACUCAUGAAUUAUACUGUGUGUGUGCAGCUGGUCGCUUCCUCCUGGAUCAGUGGAAUUCCAGUUGUCGUUGGGCAAACCUACCAGAUAUUCUCUUUGCACUUUUGUGAUUCCAACAGAAUCAAUCAUUUCUUCUGUGACGUUCCUCCAUUACUCAAGCUUGCUUGCGGUGACAUUUUUGUGAAUAAGAUAGCGGUUUAUGUAGGUGCAGUUGUCUUUUUUAUGGUUCCAUUUCUUCUGAUAAUUUUCUCCUAUGGCAAGAUUAUCUCCAACAUUCUGAGACUGUCAUCAGCCAAAGGGAGGGCCAAGGCGUUCUCCACCUGCUCCUCCCACCUCACAGUUGUUGUUUUGUUCUACGGAACAGCGAGUGUCACCUACCUACAGACCAAACUGAGUCAAUCAGAAGGAAUGGGAAAACUUCUGUCUCUUUUCUACACCAUUUUGAUCCCAGCUUUGAAUCCCAUUAUAUAUACCUUGAGAAACAAGGACAUCAUGAUGGCACUGAGAAAUUUGAAAACUAAGCUACUUAUACAAAGCAGAAACUUCUAA